Molecule: messenger RNA, 955 nt
Organism: Carassius carassius (crucian carp)
Lineage: Eukaryota; Metazoa; Chordata; Actinopteri; Cypriniformes; Cyprinidae
Product: sentrin-specific protease 8-like
Exons: 2
Coding region: 185-823 (212 amino acids)
Biological process (GO): proteolysis
Molecular function (GO): deNEDDylase activity; cysteine-type peptidase activity
Source: RefSeq, a predicted model, not a curated record
AGCUCUGCCCCUCAAAACUGUCGCAAUCGCGUAGAAGCGCGACAUUUUCUAUAACAACAGCGAAUUGUUUACGGCACCCGCCCUCAUUGAGCCUGUGGUAGAGGAAGGUGAACGUUAUGAGAGCUUACUUUGGGGACUCUUUCUUUAGCAAGUAACUGCUGCUGUCAUUCUGGUUGCCUUGAGGAUGGAUCCAGUGGUACUGAGCUACCAGGACAGUCUCCUGCGGUGCUCAGAUGUGGCACUUUUAAAUGGACCCCACUGGCUCAACGAUCAAGUCAUAGGUUUCGCCUUUGAGUACUUUGCAACAGAACGCUUCAAAGGUUUGGGUGAGAAGGUCUGUUUCAUCAGCCCUGAAGUCGCUCAGUUUAUAAAGUACGCCUCAUGUCAAGAGGAACUCGCCAUUUUCCUGGAGCCGCUGAGUCUUGCGUCUCGUCGGUGGGUUUUUUUGGCUGUCAAUGACAACUCAAAUCAAUCAGCCGGUGGCUCCCAUUGGAGCCUGCUUCUCUAUCGGCGAGAUACCAGCCAGUUCUCCCACUACGACUCCCAGAGUGGAAGCAACUCAUUGCAUGCCCGGCGUAUUGCAGCUAAGUUGGAGGCUUUUGUAGGCACUGGAACGAAAGUGCCCUUUGUGGAGGAUCAAAGCCCCUUGCAGCAGAACAGCUAUGACUGUGGCAUGUAUGUGAUCUGUAAUGCUGAGGCUCUGUGUGAGAGUGCUAGAGUCGAGGGCUGUCCCCACCUGCCCCCUCAGAUCAUAACACCCACCUACAUUACACGGAAACGGACAGAAUGGUAUUCACUUAUACAGAGACUUGCCAAGGAAUGACUAGCUGACCAUUUACAUCAUGCAACGGCAUCGCAUGAACUCUAUUAGCCACUGGGCAAAGUGAACACACUUAUUUAUCAUAGUCAAUCCUGCACAAAGGAUGCACAAGAUAAACUGCAUUUGAAAACAGCA